AUGUCAGCGGUAGAUGUUAAGGAAGAGCCUGGGUCGCCUGGAUUUGAGGAUGAUGUGUCAUUGUCACCAUCCUCACCUCGACCAUCUGGCAGUUUAGAUGAUCAGGACGUACCGACUCGCGAUGGAGCGGAAGAAGAGGAAGAAAUAUUUGAAGAUUCUUUGGACUUAGAUACAUCAGGAGCCUCUUCUAAGGUAUGGCUAGUACGAUUGCCUAAAUUUUUGAUGGAGAGAUGGAAAGAUGUUGAUAAAAUUAGCGAUAGCGAACUAGGCAAAGUGCGAAUUCGUAAUCAACAGGGAAAUGAGCCUUGGAAAGUCAAGUUGGUCUUAAACGAUACACCAGAAACAGCAGAUAUUCCUCAUGAAUAUGACAUCUCUUUAGUUAAACAAGUGGUUGAUAACACUUUUGUGUUUACAGAGAAAGAUUUACCCAAGUUUUCCAAACCUCAAGAUAAGGAGACCACAAACCCAACAACAGCUGCAGCCAACCGUCUUGCAGCUCUCAAUAAAGCAAAAAACAAAUAUAACAAUCGAAAGAACUAUUUUAAAAAUUCGUCUCCUGGAGUCGGAUCUGAUGGAAACAAUGGCAAUUCAUCGGAUAGCGGAAUUUCGUCACCCAGAUUCGUACCUUAUGUCAAGACAAUUCCCAAAAAAACGGCGCUUGUUGGUACUGCCUGUCAUGAAUGUCUCGUGAUGCCAUCUAUGAAAGACCCUAACUAUGCAAAGGUAGUAUCACAACGUAAGGCAUUGGAGUCCGAAUCAUCUGCUGCUAAGGUUACCUUUCUCAAUGAAAUGCCGGGUGUCAAUGCUGCUACUUUUGGUCAAUCACUGCGGAACAAGCCUGGGGCAUUCAUCCGAUCGACCAAGAAAGAUAUUGCCAAAUCUAGCGAAGGCAAAGCCACCCGUAUCCCUAAGAACGAAUUACUGGAUCUGCUAUUUAAACUUUUUGAGGAAUAUGAUUACUGGAGUUUGAAAGGCUUGCGAGAACGCACCAAGCAACCCGAAACUUACCUUAAAGAAGUGCUUGACACUAUGGCCAUCCUUAUCAAAAAGGGUCCAUAUGCAAUGAAAUAUACUUUGAAGCCCGAGUUUAAACAGAUAAAGGGUAAAGAAGGUUCUUUAUCUGAGUACAUGGAGAGAACUGGUGCCAAUGGUGAUGCUGAUAAUGAACCUAAUGGCAAUAGAAAUGAAAACGGAAAUGCCAGUGGUAAUGAUGAGCCCACGAUUGAAGAUGAUGAAGAUGACGAUGAUGUCGAAAUGGAAACUAUCUUGUAA
Messenger RNA from Sugiyamaella lignohabitans, 1272 nucleotides. RefSeq names its product transcription factor IIF subunit TFG2 (gene TFG2). The coding region runs from base 1 to 1272 and encodes 423 amino acids. Gene Ontology annotation, biological process: transcription by RNA polymerase II; transcription initiation at RNA polymerase II promoter. The transcript has a single exon. NCBI's taxonomy places the organism in Eukaryota, Fungi, Ascomycota, Dipodascomycetes, Dipodascales, Trichomonascaceae. Gene Ontology annotation, cellular component: transcription factor TFIIF complex. The record is from RefSeq and is a predicted model, not a curated record.